This is a messenger RNA of Polyodon spathula (Mississippi paddlefish), 1363 nucleotides long. RefSeq names its product agouti related neuropeptide. Gene Ontology annotation, molecular function: neuropeptide hormone activity; type 1 melanocortin receptor binding. The record is from RefSeq and is a predicted model, not a curated record. The transcript is spliced from 6 exons. Gene Ontology annotation, cellular component: extracellular region. Lineage: Eukaryota; Metazoa; Chordata; Actinopteri; Acipenseriformes; Polyodontidae. Gene Ontology annotation, biological process: adult feeding behavior; neuropeptide signaling pathway; positive regulation of feeding behavior. Bases 432 to 869 code for a protein of 145 amino acids.
AUGACCUCCACGGAGCAUUGCACAAAUGAAACCAGCAGGACUCUUUAUUGAAUAGAGAAGAUAAAGCUACAGUAGUUAUUCUGCGCAACCAGCUAGAAAACCAAUGAAAUGCUUUCCUUUAACUGGCUGACUAACAGGAAAGCCCCUGCUCUGUGGCGACAGCAGGACCAGGUCAUCUGCACAGAGCAGGAACUUAACUUCUGUAUCGUGUAGAGUGAGACCCAAGGCUGCAGACUAUUCCAACAUCAUUGCUAACUCAUUGAUAACUGCAAAUAAAUGAAUGAAUGAAACACUGAGAAACCACUCCUACCUCCCACACAUUGUAUCCAUGUGAUUAGUCCUUCACUGGAACCCAAUAUAAACCCAGAGUCUCCAGGUCACUCAGAAAGAAAAACUCAAGCUGGACAAGACCCAAGAUCUCCAAUUACAACAUGUUGAACACCUUGCUGAUGUGCUGGGCGAUGCUCCAGGGGAUUCAGGUGGUCCUAGCAUCUGUCCAUGGCAGCGGGGAAGUGGACGAUAUCAACCCCUCCAUCAGCCUGGCGGGGAGACAUGUCUACCCAGGCCUGCUGAGGAAAGUCGAGGACUCAGCUGCAUUAUUAAGAGCGGACUUUGACAGAAUGGCUGCAGAUGCUGAAGAAGAUCUGCUCAUGGAAGAAGACAGAGUACUUGAUCCUGAGGAGAUGUCUGAUGCACUGCUACUUCAGCGCAGAGCGCCACGUUCCCCCAGGAGCUGUGUCAUGAAUCGGAAGUCCUGCAUCGGGCAUCAGCCCUGCUGUGACCCAUGUGACACCUGUUACUGCCGCUUCUUCAAUGCCAUCUGCUACUGCAGGAGAAUCAGCAACGCCUGUCCCCACGGCAGACAUUGAGACGCACAGCCUCUCUCUUGAGCUUGCGCUGUAACAGGUAUACACAGUGCGAUGCUGGAGCAUUGACACCCUUUCAUAACGAGAGUCAGCAGACGUUUGGGUUGAGGUUAAUUAGAUACAUUAAUAAAGAAAGUACAAACACAAAGUAAUAGUUCAUGAUGAAAAUAAUACGUUUUGUGAAACUAAUUAAAGACAAGCCUUAAUCACUGGUACCCGUUCAGUGUACCAUUUAUGGCUAUUUGGUAUUGUCUUGUUUGGAUAAGUCUGGGGGAAUUUUUUUAUUGUUUAUCAACAGAUCUGUUUCAAUUACUCAAUACCUAAAACUAUUAAACUUGGCAGAGCUCAAUUGAAAAAAAGCAUACCACACCCCCAGAACCCCUAGUUCCAGUGUUCCUGAUCCUAGGAAUCAUUUAAUGAAAAUUAAUGAUUUAUUAUUGGCUACUCAGGGCAAUACUAUUGAAAAUAGAGGGUGUCAAUACUUCUAGUUAUCACUG